CAGCGCGCGCGUGCGAGCGGCCAGCCGGCUGCAUGGCGCGCUGCGAGCGGCUGCGCGGCGCGGCCCUGCGCGACGUGCUGGGCCAGGCGCAGGGCGUCUUGUUCGACUGCGACGGGGUGCUGUGGAACGGCGAGCGCAUCGUUCCGGGUGCCCCUGAGCUGCUGCAGCGGCUGGCGCAGGCGGGCAAGGCCACGCUGUUCGUGAGCAACAACAGCCGGCGCGCGCGGCCCGAGCUGGCGCUGCGCUUCGCCCGCCUGGGUUUCACGGGGCUGCGCGCCGAGGAGCUCUUCAGCUCCGCGGUGUGUGCCGCCCGCCUCCUGCGCCAGCGCCUGCCCGGGCCUCCCGACGCACCGGGCGCCGUGUUCGUGCUGGGUGGCGAGGGGCUGCGCGCCGAGCUGCGUGCCGCGGGGCUGCGCCUGGCGGGAGACCCCGGCGACGACCCGCGCGUGCGCGCUGUGCUCGUAGGCUACGACGAGCAUUUUUCCUUCGCCAAGUUGACCGAGGCGUGCGCGCACCUGCGCGACCCCGACUGCCUGCUAGUGGCCACAGAUCGCGACCCUUGGCACCCACUCACCGACGGAAGCCGGACCCCCGGUACCGGAAGCCUGGCUGCUGCAGUGGAGACAGCCUCAGGACGCCAGGCCCUGGUGGUAGGCAAGCCCAGCCCUUACAUGUUCCAGUGCAUCACAGAAGACUUCAGUGUGGACCCUGCCCGCAUGCUGAUGGUGGGAGACCGCCUGGAGACCGACAUACUCUUUGGCCACCGCUGCGGCAUGACCACCGUGCUCACGCUCACGGGUGUCUCAAGCCUCGAAGAAGCCCAGGCUUACCUGGCGGCUGGCCAGCAUGACCUUGUGCCUCACUACUAUGUGGAGAGCAUUGCAGACUUGAUGGAGGGGCUGGAGGACUGAGUCCACCUCCCCAGUUCCCUGAUCCCGUAGAUGGAGGCUACAGGCCAUGAGUCACACCCAGUACCAUGAGCCUCCUGGCGUGGGUGUCUGUAUACCAGUGAAGGGAGGCUGGGGUGCAGGAAGGUUUGUGGGCUCUCACACCCCUCCCAGCUGUGCCUGGACACUCUGCUCUUCAGAAGCUGUCCCCCACAUCUUGAAGGUUCACCCUGGCCUGACCCCACCAGGUGGCCUUGUUUCCUGCCCUGUCCACCUCCUCUCCUUGGGUUCCGAAGCCAAAUGCAGAUUUUUUUUUUUCCAACCUGGAGUACCUAAGCUCCUCCCGUUCUCUGGGACCUCUAGUGCUCUGUCCCUAGGUUCUUGUUGACCAAUCAGGUCCAGGGAUCUCCAGCCCAUUCCUGGCCUGCAUAGGCCUGUGGAAGGAAAACUGCUGGCUUAUUAGUGUCUCAGAGUGAGCCUUCAGUGGACCAAGUAGGAACUUAAAGAAUGCCUUGUGUAUCCUGGAGCCCCAGAGCACCAGUCAGAGGCUGAGUGUCCAUUAGGACAACAAUUAACGGCCACCGUGCUCACGCUCUCUGACCUCUUAGAUCCCAAACAGAACAAUCUACAAGUCCAGGAGACUUGUGCCCUUUUGACAAUCCUGGCCUGACUGGACCAACCAAGCAACCAGGUCCUGGCAGCAUAGGGUGAUGAAUCCCUGUAUGGAUACCACUUGGGAGGCUGAGGCAGGAGGGUUGCUAUGAGUCUGGUGACCUGGGUUGCAGAGUCAGACCUCAUCUCAGAGGGUCAACUUUGAAGUCACCCCCCUCCACAGACUGCCCGGUGGGCUCCUCUGUUGGCCUGGGGUGAUAUGGAGAAGUCCCCCCUCCCACCAUAGUACCGUCCAGUGUUGAUGGCUUUUACAGCUUGGAGGGGACCCUCAAGUCCCCGCCUGCAGUCAGUGUUUGCAGCUCCACCUCUCCACCUGCCCAUUCCCAGCUAUUUAUUUAUUUAUUGUGUGCCAGUGAAGGUGGGGGCAGGGCGGGACCGUCCCACCCCCUCCGCCUGUUGUGAACUUAAUAAAAUGUGAACGGAAGUGUC
Rattus norvegicus (Norway rat) is the source of this 1988-nucleotide messenger RNA. It is a transcript of the gene Pdxp, whose product is annotated as pyridoxal phosphatase. Bases 33 to 911 code for a protein of 292 amino acids. Gene Ontology annotation, molecular function: phosphatase activity; protein serine/threonine phosphatase activity; pyridoxal phosphatase activity. Lineage: Eukaryota; Metazoa; Chordata; Mammalia; Rodentia; Muridae. The transcript has 2 exons. The record is from RefSeq and is marked provisional. Gene Ontology annotation, cellular component: cytosol; plasma membrane; lamellipodium membrane.